Molecule: messenger RNA, 710 nt
Organism: Plectropomus leopardus (leopard coralgrouper)
Lineage: Eukaryota; Metazoa; Chordata; Actinopteri; Perciformes; Serranidae
Source: RefSeq, a predicted model, not a curated record
GGUACCCUGGAGGAUCAAAUCAUUCAGGCUAACCCUGCUCUGGAGGCUUUUGGGAAUGCCAAGACAAUCAGGAAUGACAACUCCUCUAGAUUUGGUAAAUUUAUCCGCAUUCAUUUUGAUAACCGAGGAAAGCUGGCAUCUGCUGAUAUUGAAACUUACCUUUUGGAGAAGUCUCGUGUGACCUUCCAGCUCAAAGCUGAGAGGGACUACCACAUUUUCUACCAGAUCUUGUCUCAGGCAAAGCCUGAACUUCUGGAAAUGUUGCUCAUUACCAACAACCCCUAUGACUAUGCCUUCAUCUCCCAGGGAGAGACGACAGUAGCCUCUAUCAAUGAUUCUGAAGAGCUGAUGGCCACUGAUGAUGCCUUUGAUGUGCUGGGCUUCACUCAAGAAGAGAAGAAUGGCAUUUACAAGCUGACUGGUGCCAUCAUGCAUCAUGGCAAUAUGAAGUUCAAGCAGAAGCAGCGAGAAGAGCAGGCCGAGGCUGAUGGCACUGAAGUUGCUGACAAAGUUGCGUAUCUGAUGGGCCUGAACUCUGCUGACCUUGUCAAAGGUCUGUGUCACCCAAAAGUCAAAGUAGGAAAUGAGUGGGUCACCAAGGGACAAAAUGUUGCUCAGGUGUACUAUGCAGUUGGUGCACUGUCUAAGGCAGUGUAUGAGAGGAUGUUUCUGUGGAUGGUGGUGAGAAUUAACCAAUCCCUGGACACCAA